Messenger RNA from Closterium sp. Yama58-4, 2157 nucleotides. The record is from the annotation of a GenBank genome assembly. Lineage: Eukaryota; Viridiplantae; Streptophyta; Zygnematophyceae; Desmidiales; Closteriaceae.
AUGAAUGCCAUCAUGGAUUCACCCGCGCGCGCCGAUCCGCCCUUCCCCGUGGAGCGCCUCCCCGACGACGCUCUCGCGCUCGUCUUCCGCUCGCUCGCGCGGACCUCCUUCCGCCACGCGCUCGUUUCCAAGCGCUGGCUCCGCCUCGCCACGGCCGCGCUCUCCCACUUGACCAUUCGGCAUCGGGAUUUGUCGACGCAAGAAAUAUGCGAUUCCGAGCACUCCCGCAACGCGCAGCUCGCGUGGCUCCCGCUUCCGCGCCUUCUUUCCGCGCUGCGCCGCUUCCCCACCCUCACGCACGUGUCGCUGGGCGAAUUUUCCAUCAUAUCCGCCGACGGCGAUGCGCUCUUCCAACGUCUGGCCGCCACGUGUCCAUUCCUGAGACAUCUAACGGUCGAGCAUCAGUUUCGCGUGGCGGUUACUGUAGACGGCCUCGCGUCGCUCUUCCGUGGAUGCUGCAAGCUCAGGGAACUCCGGCUGCUCACCACCAACGGCCUCCCGCAUCUCCCGCCGUCCGUCUCGCUCCUCACGGACCUCCAAACCCUCCACGUGUGCUCUCAUCCUCACUAUGGCGAUGACUCGUUACAGGAGCUCAUUCCGCGCGAGAGCAUCGGCGCGCUGCAGCAGCUGCGGGAGUUGCGGAUCCGCGCGGGAGCGAGUUUCCAGGGUCUGGGGGAGUGCGUGGGUCUCCUGAGGAACCUCCGCAAGCUGAGUAUCAGCAACUUCCUCUCGGAAGCUGUCACGAGUCUUCCUCACGCGAUCUGCGACUUGGCUCGUCUGGAAAGCUUGGAAAUCGAGCUGGACGGGCUCGAGUGCAUUCCGGAAUCCUUCCAACUGCUGACCGGACUGAAAUCCCUCUCUCUCCAAUCCAAACGUCUGCAGCGCCUGCCCGGAAGCGUUAUGGCGGGGCUGACGGAGCUGCAGUCUCUUGCCCUCCACGCCUGCGAUUCCCUCGGGAUUCUCCCGGAGAGCAUCUGCUUCCUCCCUCUCUCCUCCCUCUCCAUCUCCUCCUGCUCCUCCCUCAUCUCACUCCCACACCAGAUCGGCGCCUUGUCCCAUCUGGAAACCUUAAAGCUCCUCUCCCUUGAUAAUAUCCGGGUUCUGCCCGAAAGCCUGGGUGAUUUACCCCAGUUAAAAUCGCUGGAGCUGGACCUGCCCGCGCUGGAGCAUCUGCCCGAGGGAUUGUGUGAAGGCCGCCUUUCUUCGUGCCUGGAAAAGCUGAGCCUGACCAACUGCGAUCAACUGAUGGAGCUUCCUCCCUCACUAUACAUGCUGACUUGUUUAGAGUCCCUCCAUAUCGAAUCAUGCUCCAAUAUAGAGUCUCUGAAGCCGCUGACCCCUCCGGGCCUCCCUGAAUGGUCCGGAAUUGCAUUGGAAUCGUUCGGCCUGGCUGAAAAGCUGAUCAUUGUUCCUUUCGUUAGCCGCCUCAAAGCCAUGGUUUCACCUGCGCGCACCGAUUCACCCUUCCCCAUAGAGAGCCUCCCCGACGAUGUCCUCGCGCUCGUGCUCCGCUCGCUCGCGCAGACCUCCUUCCGCCACGCGCUCGUUUCCAAGCGCUGGCUCCGCGUCGCCACGUCCGCACUCUCCCACUUGACCAUUCGGCAUCGCGAUCUGUCGAUGCAAGAAAUACGCGAUUCCGAGCACUUCCGCAACGCGCAGCUCGCGUGGCUCCCGCUCCCGCGCCUUCUUUCCGCGCUGCGACGCUUCCCCACCCUCACGCACGUGUCGCUGAGCGAAUUUUCGAUCGUAUCCGCCGACGGCGACGCGCUCUUCCAAUGUCUGGCCGCCACGUGUCCGAGCCUGAGCCAUCUAACAGUGGAGCAUCAGUUUCGCAUGGUGGUUACUGUAGACGGCCUCGCGUCGCUCUUCCGUGGAUGCUGCAAGCUCAGGGAACUCCGGCUGCUCACCACCUUCUGCCUUCCGCAUCUCCCGCCGUCCCUCUCGCUCCUCACGGACCUCCAAACCCUUCACGUGUGCGCUCAUCCUCUCUACGGCGAUGACUCGUUACAGGAGCUCGAUUCACCGCGCGAGAGCAUCGGCGCGCUGCAGCAGCUGCGGGAGUUGCGGAUCCGCGCGGGAGCGAGUUUCCAGGGACUGGGGGAGUGCGUGGGUCUCCUUAGUAACCUUCGCAAGCUGAGUAUCGCUCCUCUCCCUUGA